Molecule: messenger RNA, 594 nt
Organism: Scutellospora calospora
Lineage: Eukaryota; Fungi; Glomeromycota; Glomeromycetes; Diversisporales; Gigasporaceae
Source: the annotation of a GenBank genome assembly
AUGGCUAGAAUAAUGGAAUUAGAACAAAAUGAUGAAAAAGCAAAAUUAAGAGAUACUGAGCUCAAUACUAGAAUUAUAGAACUAGAACAGGCGACAAAAGAAACAUCUCCUACAAAUAAUAUUCCCUCAUCCUCAGCUUGUUCAGAAUUACCAGUAAUUUUUCAAUCAUUUACUUCAACUAUUGAAACUUACUCUGAUGAAGAAAACAAUAUAGGCUCUAUAGAUCCAAAUCUGGUACAAAAUGUUAUUUCUUCUGAAACAGAUCUUGACAAUACCCCUAAACAGAAAAUCAUGUUAGAAGUUUCUGAAAACUCUAGUCUGCAAUUACAAUAUACUGAUUCUAAUAUCUCUGAAGAAGGCAUAGCUAAUAGUAAUGUAGAUAGAGACGUGACUUCUACAACCCUGAAUGAAACAGAAUUUCAACCCAGCAAUACUAACUUUACACUUUUAUAUGAAAAACUUUGUGAUGCAAUAAUUCUUGCUGAUCGUAAAAUCCAAGAAUCUAUCAUAUGUUAUUGCCUAUUUGGAAAGGCUCUUAUUCAAAGACGUAAUGAAAUAGCAUCAGAAAAACAAGUUGAUCCAGAAUCUAAUAGA